AUGUGGCUGCGGUCGUACUUCCACGUGAAGAGCGUCUUCGCGGAGGGCGACUGGGUCAACUUGCCGGCUUAUGAAGCCGGCCCGCCGGCUGGGAGGUGGCCCAACUGGUCGUACCGGGCCAAGACGCUGUCGCCCUCUAGGGCCGCCGCCAUUGCGCGGCUCCGAUUCGGCCUGUCCGACCUGACCAAUCGGCCUUUGAACAGAGCCCCCUCCUCCAGCCGGCAGCCGGCGCCGCGGGGCCAGAGCGCCAGCGGCUCGAGGCUCGGAGCCAGCCUCGAGGAUUGGCCUGACGACGACGCGGGGGAGGUCGCCCCGUCCCACCAGCCAGGAGCCGGCCAACCGGGCGCGAGCUCGUCUGCCGCGCCGGAUGCCCAAGGCGGCGCGAAGAAACGUAGGGCCGCGCUGAGCUUGUUCGGCAGCCGGCCGAAGAAGCCUAAGGGCUCGUCCGCGGCAACCCAGCGGGAUGAAGCGGCCGCGAAGGCCAUUCGCUUCCGCAAGACGGUGAAGGAGCCGGCUCCGCUCUCUCUUGAGAAAUCGGCCGCCGCCUCCAUUGUGGGGUCGGUGGAGACCUCCACGACCACUCGGCGGAUUGAUCCGGCCGCCGACCUCCGGGAGGUGAGGCAGCGGAAUGCGCAAGAAGCUCGCGAGGAGCAGGAAGCUGCCCGCGUGGAGAAGGCGGAGGCAGAGAAGGCGGAGGCCACCGCCCUGAAGAAACUGGUGAAGGCCGAGGCAGCCGACGCGGCGAAGAAGCAGGCUGAAGAAGCCGCGCACCGCCAGUCGGCGAUUUUUAUCACUCCUCUGAACUCCGCGCCACCACCUCCGAAGUUCGUGGCGCAGACUGGGGAGGCCGGUGAUGAGCACCCGGUCUAG
Messenger RNA from Aegilops tauschii subsp. strangulata, 870 nucleotides. NCBI's taxonomy places the organism in Eukaryota, Viridiplantae, Streptophyta, Magnoliopsida, Poales, Poaceae. The record is from RefSeq and is a predicted model, not a curated record.